CUCAUGUGUAAUUUGUGCUGUGAAAACUUAAGUGUGAAAAAUAGACGAAGAAUAAGAGGUUAAAGCUCGACAAGUCUAAGUGUCCAAUUGUUUUGCGGCACAUUAAAAAUUUUUUAUAUUAAUUAAUAAUUAAUAUAAUUAUAAAAUAAGUAAAUGAUGUUACGUCCAUCAAGGACAUUAGUAACAACUUUUCAACGUGUCAAAGAAUGUUGCCCAAUAUUACGUACAGUGCGACAGCGGUCUGAUAUCACCGAAUAUGAGUCUCCAAUUACUGAUGAAUACAAAAGAGGUCCUUCAGAAGGACGAUCUCUUUAUCUUGAUGCUCAAGCAACAACACCCAUGGAUCCUAGAGUAUUGGAUAAAAUGAUGCCGUAUUUGACGGCUUAUCACGGAAAUCCCCAUUCCCGGACACACAUGUACGGCUGGGAGUCCGAAGCAGCUGUCGAACAUGCUCGCCAACAAGUUGCCGAUUUAAUAAAUGCAGACAAAAAGGAAAUAAUAUUUACAUCCGGUGCCACUGAGUGCAAUAACAUUUCUGUUAAAGGUGUAGCCAGAUUUUACAAAGAAAAGAAGAAACAUAUUGUGACGACUCAGACAGAACACAAGUGCGUAUUAGACUCAUGCCGAGCACUUCAAGUAGAAGGAUUUGACGUUACAUAUUUACCCGUUAAUUCAAAUGGUCUAAUUAAUCUAGAGCAAUUAGAGUCAUCAAUAAGACCCGAUACAUCUCUGGUAUCAGUAAUGACCGUAAAUAAUGAAAUCGGCGUACGACAGCCUGUCGAAGAAAUCGGUAAAAUUUGUCGACAAAAAAAAGUAUUUUUUCAUACUGACGCAGCGCAAGCGGUAGGAAAAAUUCCAAUAGAUGUACAGGCUAUGAAUAUUGACUUGAUGUCUAUGAGCGGUCACAAAAUAUACGGACCGAAGGGUGUCGGUGCGUUGUACGUAAGAAGAAGACCUAGAGUACGUGUUGAGCCUAUUCAAAGUGGCGGUGGACAGGAAAGAGGAAUGAGAAGUGGUACUGUACCAACACCACUGGUCGUCGGACUUGGUGCCGCUUGUGAAUUAUCUAACCGGGAAAUGGAUUAUGAUAAGAAACAUAUAACCCAUCUUGCGAAUUACUUAAUCGAUAAAUUAUCUGGAAGUUUACCGCAAGUCAUACGAAACGGCGACCCAGUUGCUUGGUAUCCAGGAUGUGUUAAUUUGUCGUUCGCGUAUGUUGAAGGAGAGUCUUUGUUGAUGGCACUGAAAGAUAUUGCUCUGAGCAGCGGUUCUGCUUGCACGAGUGCCAGUUUAGAGCCUAGUUAUGUCCUGAGAGCUAUUGGUGCUUCUGAAGAUUUAGCGCACUCGAGUAUCAGAUUUGGUAUCGGAAGAUUUACGACACUCGAAGAAAUUGAUUACACUGCUAACAAUACAAUUUAUCAUGUGAAACGUUUACGAGAAAUGAGCCCACUUUGGGAAAUGGUCCAAGAUGGUAUCGAUUUAACGACAAUUAAAUGGACGCAGCAUUAAGUAUUCUGUUAAUUGUAAUAUUAAUUUAAUAUUCAGCUAAAAUUAUGGCUCUUUAUUUAAUUACAAAAAUAAAUAAUUAAAUAUAAGCCUGCACCAAGGAUUAUCUCGAUUAAAAAUCUCUUAAAAAUAUUUUAGAACGUAUAUUGUAUAUUUGUAAACAAAAUUGUUACUCAUUCCUUGCUUUCGUAAAUAAAAGUUUUUUAAAAAAUCA
This is a messenger RNA of Microplitis mediator, 1720 nucleotides long. It is a transcript of the gene Nfs1, whose product is annotated as cysteine desulfurase, mitochondrial. The coding region runs from base 154 to 1509 and encodes 451 amino acids. NCBI's taxonomy places the organism in Eukaryota, Metazoa, Arthropoda, Insecta, Hymenoptera, Braconidae. Gene Ontology annotation, molecular function: cysteine desulfurase activity; pyridoxal phosphate binding. The transcript has 9 exons. The record is from RefSeq and is a predicted model, not a curated record. Gene Ontology annotation, biological process: [2Fe-2S] cluster assembly. Gene Ontology annotation, cellular component: nucleus; cytosol; mitochondrion.